AAAAUAAGAGGGAAGAAGAAUGUGGGAGAGAGAAAGAGGAAUUACCUCAUUACUCAUUGAAACCGAAUGUACGUCGUUCGCAAUACCGUUCACUAUUUGAUGGCAGAAUCACGAAUCGAAGUAAUUUAUUAAUUGUUGUGAUGUUUUGUGAAGAAUGCCGAUUCAGGCACCUCAGUGGACUGAAUUUCUCUCUUGUCCAAUUUGUUGUCACGACUUUGAUGUCACAGUACGUGGGCCGAUAUCCCUAGGAUGUGGUCACACAAUAUGUUGCACUUGCUUGGCAAAUUUGCACCGAAAACAAUGCCCAUUCGACCAGAGUGCAAUUAAUACUGAAAUUGAGCGGCUUCCAUUGAACGAAGCUCUGCUGCAACUGGUUGGUCAUACGGUGUCAAAAAAUGUUGGAAAUUAUCAGAAACUCUUGCCCAGCGAGGAUCAAGCAGAUUAUUUGGCGGCUAAGCAUUGCAUUGAAGAACUUGCCCUGUAUCUUAAGCCAUGUCAGGCAGCUCCCACCAAUGGCACAGGAUUGAGUUUGGUGUCACGACCGAUGCAACGAAAGUUAGUCACUUUGAUAGGAUGUCAACUGGUUGAAACCGAAGGUCGUGCUCGUGCUGUACGAGCAGCUCGAAGUUUGGGCGAACGUUCAGUUACCGAAUUGAUACUUCAGCAUCAAAAUCCUCAACAACUGAGUGCUAAUUUGUGGGCUGCUGUUCGUGCACGAGGCUGUCAAUUCCUCGGACCAGCAAUGCAAGAGGAAGUUCUGAGACUCGUCUUACUAGCGUUGGAAGACGGUUCGGCGUUGUCGAGGAAAGUGCUUGUAAUGUUCGUUGUGCAACGUUUGGAGCCUCACUUUACCCAGGCCUCGAAAACGAGCAUCGGUCACGUUGUUCAAUUGUUGUAUAGAGCGAGCUGUUUCAAAGUUUCGAAACGUGAGGGGGAUUCAUCGUUGAUGCAAUUGAAAGAAGAAUUUCGAACGUACGAAGCGUUAAGACGAGAGCAUGAUGCUCAAAUCGUUCAAAUUGCAACUGAAGCUGGUCUACGAAUCGCUCCUGAUCAAUGGUCCGCUCUUUUGUACGGUGAUACUGGCCACAAGUCGCACAUGCAAAGCAUCAUUGAUAAACUUCAAACACCCCAGUCUUUCGCUCAAAGCGUUCAGGAACUCGUCAUCGCUCUGCAACGUACACCCGACCCUGGGCAACUAAGCAGCUUAAGACCGCAACUUGAAUUACUCGCCGCUAUUGAUCCCAGUCCAGAAACGGAGCCACCGUCCUGGCAAGAUUGUCGAAUCGCAUUAGAGGCUGUGAAAACAGUCGUAACUGCACUUGUGGAGUACAUUCAACAGCAUGGAAACAGGAAAUGCCAGGAAGGCGUUCAUGCCGCGGGACCGGGUCAACCGAAAUACAAAGUUAGCAUGUGUCGUGACUUGGCGCUACGAGGCUCGUGUCCGAGAGCGACCAAUUGCACCUUCGCCCACAGCGACCUCGAACUUGAUAAAUACAGAUCGAAAAGUAGGAAAUUGAACUUGAGACCCCCUCAGUUUCCCAUGCCUUUGAAUCCUGAAACAAAAAAUGAAAAAUCGAUCGUUGUUGUUCCUCCGAGCUCCAAGGGAUUCAAACACUGCGAAGACAUCAACUAUUCGAGUGGAAAGAGACACGACAAUAAUCAACGCGAAAUUUUUAUUCCAACUGGAAAGAUCGAGCAAUCACAACAUCCAAACGUGAACAACGAGAAUUUAGUCGAAUCGAUGACGAAUUACGCACUACCAUCGUCACAAACGCUCGGGCAUGGAAUACCGCCGAAGAACGUGGAUCUCCAAUGCUCCCAUUAUAUUAUGCAUGGCGGGGGACCGUUGGAUUUUGCCAAUCCAAAUCUCCAUGUAUGGGACCCCUCUCAAAUCCCUCCCGUCGCCAAAAAUGGAUUGCCAAAUAAUGGCAAAAAGCAGAGAACAGUUGCAAAAACUCUCGCGUUGUUGCUUCAGAGGAGAAUGGAAAUAAUAGCUCAGCUGGAGAACAUUGUAGGAAAACCUUCGCCUCAGCAGAUGAAAAUGAAUUACGAUAUUCAAAGCAAUCAAAAUCCAAACUAUUCAAUUUGGACCAACAAUCCACAAAUGGCGCAAGGAAGUCACAUAAAUUAUGGAACGAAUUAUCGUCGUUCGGACGCAAUGCUCUUUGACGACGAAUUUGUUCCUUUCGAAGCCCCACCGGCCAGUAAAUAUGGACCUAUAUCCAGAGUGUCCAAAACGUUAAUGAGGCCAAAUAACGGAAUUCAAGGAUCAGCAAUUUAUGGCGACGCAAUGGCUCCGUCGCUUCAAACGUUGAGACCAAUUCCGACAUCAAGUCCUAUCGCUCCAUGGUACUACGGACACCAACCAUUUGCAACUAUAAAUGCCAAUGGCGAAGUUCAAACUGUCCCGAACCAUGGAAUUGGAGACGCUUAUAUAGCACUGGGCCAUUGCAAUAUCUCAGAAACGUCCCCGCAUGUUCAACUUGCUCGACAAGAAUGCAUGUCCAAGGACUUGAUCCUCGAGUCGCAAAAAGUCAAGCAACAGCUUAAACAUUUGGAGAAAAAAAUCAACGAUCUUAAGCUGGCAACUCAAGGUGCAGCAUUGACCGAGGGCGAGAGAUUAGCUCAAGAAUUACAAAUGAUUGAGUCGGGCAUUAGAGAAAAAGAAAAGGACGUUCGUAAUUGGAGUCCUUACGGCGGAGUAUCCUGGAUUCAACAAACCCCUAAUAAUUUAAUGUCUAGCAGCAUGAACAAAGACUACAAAAGCGAAGAAGAAGACACUUAUGAAGCUGGCAUAGCGAACGACAUGCGAGAAUUGGAGCUUCGUUGGGACUUCGAGCUACAGGAGCAAGAAAAGCGUUGGUCGAAUGAGGAAGAUACCACGAAGAAAUGAUAGUCUCCGGAUCAAUGAACGGUAAAACUUGCGCGUCUCGAUUCACCGCAGUCGAGAUAUGGGUUUGCUUUAAAACGUCAAAAUUUGGACUCCUGAAUUCACGACGAGAACGAUAAAUGCAACUUUUUCACAAACCGUUGCAAAAAAUAUAAAAUUCUCGGGUGUCCGGAGACCAGGAAAAAAGAGGAAAGGGGAACUGUUUUCGCGGACCGCGUUGCUUCUUCAACCCCAGAUUUAAUAGUACUUAGACGUUAGAGGCCAUUUUUAUGCGAAAUUUCCUCUCACGGUUACGAACACAAUGUGAUAUGUAAACUACUAUUUUUAUCUACUCCAUUCUUCGCCCAAUACUGUUGUCGGUGCAAUGUCCAGUUUUUCCCUUUAAACUAAAAUUCGCGAUUUUUUCAAUUCGAGGAGGAGAUAUUUUGUUUUUAUGAUUAAUCGAAAUUCUUCGAAUCGUCGAAUUUGUUGUAACUUUAUUAUAUAAAGGUUGUUGAUCUUCGCGCUAAUAGCUCAAAUUCACUUCCUGACGAUUCUCGCGAUCGACAGCCAAUCUUCUUUCUUCUUCAGUUUUAUUUAAAUUAACAUUUUUCAUUGCUUAUCUUUGUUUUAUCAAUUUUUUCUGUUUUUCACUGAAAAAAAAAAUCCGCGAACAAAAAGAAAAAUACCGAUCGAACAGGAAGAAGCAGAAAUGUUGAUGCAAAUUUGUUAAAAUUUAACAGAGAAUCGAUGGUCAGUGUUUUAUAAACAUGACGAGCGUAGAUGAUAUUUAUUUGUAUAUUUGCACAUCGAGGGGAAAGGAAAGUCCGAGGCAAAUCGUAAAUUCGCAUAUCCUUGCAUUCAGAAUUUGGGACUAAUGCGUUACUUAAAUCCCAAAAAUUUAGCUUAGCGGGUAAUCAAUAAGUUCCAUCAAACUUUACGAUAAAUUGGUUUAUAUUGAAUUAUUUCUCCUCAAAAAGAACAAAAAAAAACCACAUCCGACAGAGCAUGCAUCUCUCCUGAAUUUUAUUCAAACCGCAGAAUAUAUAAUUCUAAAUAUUCAAGACUGCUAACUAUCAUGAAUGUGAAAGUCUUAGAUGAAACCAAAAAACACGAAUUUUCAUGGGAAUUUUCAAUUCUAUCACACUUAUUCAUUGAAAAUUGUCGUACAUUGAAUAAUUCUUCAUCUCGAGAAUAAAAACAAAAUAGUGGAUACCCAUAAAAUAACCCACUAAAAAUAGAAAAAAAAAUUAAUGGAAAAAUUGUGAAAAAAUUUGGUUUGGUUUUGGUACUUUGCUGUCGUUUAGUGGUACAAUGCAAAAAAAAUAUUGAUAAUAAAUGUAUUGCAGUUGCCUCUGGGUUUUGCUUCUCUAUUUUUAUGAAAAUAAUAUAUAUGUACACACACACGCGCGCGCGCGCGCGCAAACACACACACACACACACACACAUGAUUAUAUAUGAAAUCAGAAAAUAACUGAAUUCCAGUUUUAUUGGAAUUGACGAUGUGUAGACUUUUACAAGGAGGCAAAAAAGAACAAAACAAAAAUGAACGAUUUUUCGACACGGAGUAUGAAAUUUCUUCAGGGUAUGAAAUAUUAUUUUUUGAUAACUCUGAGAAUGGAUCUUGUUUUCGUGCAUAAAAAUUUCAAAACGAAUCAACAACUAUAAUGCAUAUAUAUCUAUUUAUAGAUAAUUGUAAUACUAAUGUAAUUGAUGUAUAAAAAUGGUCCAUGUUAAUUGCGUAAUCUUUACUCUUGAAUGUUAAAACUGGAUUAUCUUACAUUCACGACUUACCUAAUUGGAUAUAAAUAAAUACAUAUGCAGUUAUAGAUGAGUCGAGAUUAAAAAAAAACGGUUUUACUAAUGCCGAAUUCAGUGAAUUCAUCGUAAAUACCGAAGUAGUAAUGAAAUAAUAAUAAUUGUAAAAAAAUAAGGAAAGUGGAAACCUGAAAAGAGUGACGAAAAUACUAAUUUGCAUUCAGCUUUUAAAAGUUCAAUUUUAAUUUUCUCGAACGUAUUUCGCGUCCCGAGGCGGAAUAAGUUUCUGGAGAAAAAAUUAUUUUUGUAAAUUUUAAAGCUACUGUAAGACAGAACCCAAUUGGAAGAAAUUUGUAAAAGUCAUUGGGAAAAAUUGAUUAUUUUUUCGUCUCGAUUGGCUCGUCAUGCUCAAUCUCAAAACGGUGCAAUUUAAAUUAUUCGUUACGUUAUUUUCAAUGUGGUGUAAACUCUCUUUCUCUUUCUCUCAAAAAUAUAAAUAAAUAAAUAAAAAACAAAAUGAAUUUGAACCUCAUCAAAUUUGCUGUUAGAUAAAAAAUAUAUAUUCGCAAAAUUCGUUAUCUGUCUCUCUCCCUUUUUCAAUUUCAACGAAUUUUUUUCAAUGCAGAGGAAUCACGUACGAGUAAUAAUUAUUAUUCUUAUUGUGUUUUAAAUAUUAUUAAUUGCGUUAUGGAUAUUGAUUGGUCGAGUUAUUUAUUUAUAUCGUGUCCCUCGCGCUGGAGUCUCUAUUGGAGUGUGGACUCGCAUUAUUGUCGCUGAGGCCAUGUAAAAAAGAAAAAGAAAAAGGUUCUUCGGCCUAUACACGAGGGAGAGGGUACGGUUUGUUAGAAAAUAAAUACAUGAAAAGAAAAAUCUAAAAUAAAAUUUCAGGCGAAAACGCAUGAAAGAGGAUGAUAAUAGAAACGAACUUGCGAAAGAGGGACGAAGGGCUGUGUAAGUGAGUAAGUAAGGGGGAAACAAACAAGCGCAACAAAACUCUGUUCGUAGCUUCAGAUUAAUUGCAUGUUAAACAUGUCGUUAUGGAAAUACACAUACAAUCUCAAUGAUUGAAGUUCUUUGUUUGAACAUAUUUACCAUGAAAGAUAAAGAUAAAUGAGAAUUAAAAAUAACUAUGAAAACCAAAAUAUAUGAAAAAUUGUAAUUAUAUACAUAUCCGUAUAUAAUGAAUAAAUAGCCAGUACACUUGGACUUUCAAUAGCUCACAAAUCUGUUGACAAACAUAUAUUCCGUGAGAUAAAAAAAUAAUGAAAAAUAUAUGGAAGGUCGAUAUUUGAGAAUGCGAACGAAAAAAUAAAAUCAUCGUAAUCGCUCCUAUUCUCGAGUCAUCUUUAAUGUAUGUAAAUAUAGCUUUUUGUAUAACUGUUUCUAUCGAUGUGCCUACUUCGCAAAAUCACUAAAGCCUCGAGAGAAAAAAAAAGAGAAAAUUCGUGAAUUAAUGAAAAAUUUCAUUCGAUACUGCGUUGACAUUUAAAUACAAAGAUUCAAAUAAGUUUUCUGGUUACCCCUCUGACAUGGACGAUCCUUAAAUCGGAAUUAUUCAAUGAAAUUACUCGUUUAGUUGAACGCAAUUCAUAAGAUGCGCACAAAAAUUCAUGCCUAAAAUUGUAAACGAUAUUAAGCAUCGCAAACAUACACAUUCGUUCUACAUACAAAACAUUGCGAAGGUGGAGAUCUCGUGCUUCAAGUUUUGACGAUAUUAUAUAUAUGUAUAUGUGCGUAUAUAUAUAUAUAUAUAUAUACAUAAUGUUUUUUUCUCGAAAUGAAAUUCUAUGUAUUUUGCAACAAGUGUACUGUGAAACAAGGUGUAAUAUAUUUAUAUACUCAAUAUAACAAUUCUACACAA
Venturia canescens is the source of this 6488-nucleotide messenger RNA. RefSeq names its product roquin (gene roq). Bases 155 to 2893 code for a protein of 912 amino acids. The record is from RefSeq and is a predicted model, not a curated record. The transcript is spliced from 14 exons. Gene Ontology annotation, biological process: protein polyubiquitination; ubiquitin-dependent protein catabolic process; nuclear-transcribed mRNA catabolic process, deadenylation-dependent decay. Gene Ontology annotation, molecular function: mRNA binding; metal ion binding; RNA stem-loop binding. NCBI's taxonomy places the organism in Eukaryota, Metazoa, Arthropoda, Insecta, Hymenoptera, Ichneumonidae. Gene Ontology annotation, cellular component: cytoplasmic stress granule.